AUGUCAAUUUUAACGAGAUUGCAGCCAUUUCACACGAGUGCUUCAGACUUUGGUGUUAUGAAAUUCUUGAAAAAGGGGAUUGAUGUAAAGAAAUACACUAUGAGGCCACUUCCUUUACAAAAAUCUGGAGGCAGAGGUCAUGAUGGUCGCAUCCAGACACAUGGUGUUGGUGGUGGGGCAAAGCAUCAUUAUCGAAUGGUGGACUUUAAAAAAGAUGGUCCAAGGGAAGGCCCUCCUCUGGAAGAGAAGGUUUGCUAUGUACGCUACGACCCCUGUCGAACGGCUGACAUUGCGGUGGUAGCCACAGGAGAAAAAAGGCGUUACAUCCUGGCUUCCCAGAAUAUGAAAGCUGGUGAUAUCAUCAAAACUUCGAGAAACAUCCCAAGAAUACCAGUGAGGGCCUAUGAAGGAGAUUCACAUCCUGUUGGGGCCUUACCAGUUGGUACAAUGGUACAUAACCUAGAAAUCUAUGAGGAUGAUUUUGGUCGAAUUGCUCGAGCUGCUGGGACAUCUGCUCAACUAGUUCGCAAAAUUGGGGACAAGUGCAUUUUGCGCAUGCCUUCCAAGAGAGAAAUUUGCAUUUCCCAGCACUGCAUGGCCACAGUUGGUCGUGUAUCCAAUAUUGAUCACGACAAGGAACAUAUUGGUUCACCACAGAGAUCACGAUGGCUGGGAAUUCGGCCCCAGAGUGGGUGGUGGCAUCGGAAGACUGGCUACAAUGGACGAAAGAUAAGACCAAUUCCACCAAUGAAAACCUAUUCUAAACCUCCACCACCAAAACCAGACAGUCACAAGUACAGCUUUUAA
Acanthosepion pharaonis is the source of this 807-nucleotide messenger RNA. The record is from the annotation of a GenBank genome assembly. NCBI's taxonomy places the organism in Eukaryota, Metazoa, Mollusca, Cephalopoda, Sepiida, Sepiidae.